Molecule: messenger RNA, 3063 nt
Organism: Leguminivora glycinivorella
Lineage: Eukaryota; Metazoa; Arthropoda; Insecta; Lepidoptera; Tortricidae
Gene: Hil
Product: hillarin
Exons: 15
Coding region: 418-2841 (807 amino acids)
Source: RefSeq, a predicted model, not a curated record
UCCGCCGCCGCCGCCCGUCCGCGUACGUCCGCGUAACGUCCGUGUAGUACCGUUGUUAGUGUUGUGACUGUGGGAAACGUGGAUUUUCUAUGAGUUUUGGAAACGCAUAUCAGCAUUCAAAACAAACCCAUUGCUAGUCCGUAACCAAACAUCCAUGAAAAGUUCAUGAAAUGAAACACUGUAAUUCAACCAACCGGACUUCAAGCACAGUGAACAGAUGAAACAAAAAACCGCUCUCUACACAGUGAACAGCGCAUAGCAUACCCCGCUCUGCAACAGUGAAACAAGUGACAGUGAACGGUUCUGCGCUCUACAGUGAACAGUGAAACAAGUGACAGUGAACAGCUCUCUAGUGAAAUCGGUGACAGUGAACGCGUGAAGUGAACAGUGAAACUGAGAUGACGUGACGACGCCACGAUGUACCGUCCGAACUUCUACGAGAGCACCUGUUUCAGGUGCAACGAGAUCGUGUAUCAGGUGGAUCGAGUUGGUCCGCUGAAGGACUUUACGUUCUUUCAUAGUGGUUGCUUCAAAUGUGCGGUAUGCAGGACGAAGCUGACGUUGAAGACCUACUUCAACAACCAGCACUACACAGAAGACAAGGAGGUGUACUGCUCCUCGCACGUGCCCAAGAUCGGGCCAGGGCACCUCGACAACUCGUCAGUCGGGAUCCGGAGUGCCCUGAACGUUCCACGGAGCAACAACUACGUCAAUGAGCAGAUACGAGGACAUGCGAGGAACAUUGACAAUGAACUAUCCCCAACGCGCGCGACGAACGGCGGCAGCGUACACGCGUCGCCGGCGCGUGAGUUGCGCGACACCCCCGACUACCAAUACGGUCGGUUUGACGCCAGCGCACUGCACAUCGCGCAUGCGCUCAAACAGACGGAGCUGCAAAAGGCGUACCAUCGCCCGAAGGAGAAACCCAUUGACUGCUAUUUGGAUCGAGAUGAACAAACAAAUUUGGAGAUGAAGCACCGCCAAGAAGAAGAUGACUUGUACAGAAAAUUCUCGAAACACCGCGAAGAAGAGAACAGAAGAAUACGAGAUGAAAUACAGGAUGAAUGGGAGCGAGAAUUGGAGAGACUCACGAACAGGUUCCAACAAGAAAUGCAAGUCAAGAAGAGAAGACCGGACGCAGAGAUAGGAGCACUGACGUUACGGCAUCAGCAAGAGAGAGCGGAUCUGGAGAAGAACAUGACGUUGAGAAGGGAUAAGAAGAAGGAGAGCUUGACUAGAAAAAUGUUGGAGCAUGAAAGGGCAGCUACAGCAGCGCUAGUCGAGAAGCAAAGCCACGAGAUGAUGGAGCUGAUCCAAGAACGCCGCUCAGAGUACGCAGCAGCAUCAUCGCUAUACGUGGACGGCGAAGAAGCGCCUCCGUACCCUGCCCGCGCGCCGCCGCCGCAGCCCCCGCUAGUUUCCAAGUUCCACAUCUACACGGAUCCUGUGGAGUUCGCUGAUGUUGACAAGAUCGCUAUUUCGGUAGCACAAGAAGACCAAAAAACCUUCACGGACCUAGUCCGGCAACUCGUCGGCCGCUGCGCCACAGACGUGGAGAAAGCCCGGACUAUCUUCCGCUGGAUUACAGUGAAGAAUCUGAACAACAUACAGUUUGACGACAACCUGAGAGGGGACUCUCCACUCGGUCUGCUCAGGGGCAUCAAGCACGGGACUGAGAGUUACCAUGUGCUGUUUAAAAGACUGUGCAGCUACGCCGGCCUCCACUGCGUAGUAAUCAAGGGCUACAGCAAAUCCGCGGGCUACCAGCCCGGCGUCCGGUUCGAAGACAACCGCUUCCGGAACUCAUGGAAUGCGGUCUUCGUGGCUGGAGCCUGGCGGUUUGUGCAGUGCAACUGGGGAGCGAGGCAUCUGGUUAAUGCGAAGGACGCACCGAAGCCGGGGAAUAGAGGAAAAAGCGAUAGUUUAAGAUACGAAUAUGACGACCAUUACUUCCUAACGGACCCACGGGAGUUCAUCUACGAGUUCUACCCUCUUCAGCCUGACUGGCAGCUACUCAAGACACCCAUAACAUUACACGACUUUGAAGAGUUGCCCUUCGUGCGGUCUCUGUUCUUCCGCUACGGACUGUACUUUAGUGACCCCAACACUAAAGCCGUCAUGUACACAGACUCCACUGGUGCGGCGACUAUGCGCAUAGCCAUGCCGGCACACAUGCAGAGCUCGCUCAUCUUCCACUACAACCUCAAGUUCUACGACACAGAGGGCGACGGCUUCGACGGCGUCAGCCUCAAGAGAUUCGUCAUGCAGUCAGUGGUCGGCAACAUAGUAUCGUUUCGGGUUCACGCGCCGUGCUCUGGUGCCUUCCUACUCGACAUCUUUGCAAACGCUGUCACACCGAGAGAAUACCUCACCGGCGAGCCUAUGAAGUUCAAGAGCGUCUGCAAAUUUAAGAUCUGCUGUGCGGAGUUGCAGACAGUGAUGGUUCCUCUACCAGACUGCGCGAGCGGGGAGUGGGGACCCACGAAAGCUACAAGACUUUUCGGAUUAGUUCCCAUUACCCACCAGGAAGCGCUAGUAUUCGCCGGUCGCGAGCUAGAGCUUCAGUUCCGCAUGUCGCGCCCUCUAGCCGACUUCAUGGCGACACUGCACAAAAAUGGCGUCGACGAGAAACGGCUCAGCAAGUACGUGCAACAAAACGUACAGGACGACGUCGUGUCCUUCUACAUCACGUUCCCGGAAGAAGGCCAAUACGGCUUAGACAUCUACACGCGUGAACGCAACGGACCUACCGCGAUACAUCAAAACGGCUCCGUCGAGAAAGAGAAGCACCUCCUCACACACUGCUGCAAAUACCUCAUAAACAGUAGUAAGCGGAACUAAGCAAUGGAGCCAAGUUCUGUUUUAAUAAGGCACUGGGCCCACCAAAAGCAAGCGAUGAGCUAUCAGCAAUAGAAGAGAAGAAAAGAUAGUCGCUCCCGUGUAAAUAAAAGAGAAAGCGGUUCAUCGUUCGGCAACGAACUAUAACUCGCUCGAGCAAUCGUUUGUUCGAUUUUAUCGAUAACUCAUAGCUCGCUUUUAGUGCGACCAGCGCCUGAGGGUACC